Molecule: messenger RNA, 1372 nt
Organism: Quercus robur (English oak)
Lineage: Eukaryota; Viridiplantae; Streptophyta; Magnoliopsida; Fagales; Fagaceae
Product: thymidylate kinase-like
Exons: 6
Coding region: 200-859 (219 amino acids)
Biological process (GO): dTTP biosynthetic process; dTDP biosynthetic process; dUDP biosynthetic process
Cellular component (GO): cytosol; cytoplasm; mitochondrion
Molecular function (GO): dTMP kinase activity; ATP binding
Source: RefSeq, a predicted model, not a curated record
UUCUAAAAAAAGAAUUAAAGAAGAGUUACACAGGUACUGGUCAGUUCAGUGCAGCGGCAGCCCUGUUUAGUGUUUACCCAGAAAGCAGUUUUAAAAAAACAAAAACUCUAAUCUAAUCCCUCCUCACCGGCGACACCUUGAUAUCCAUCCCAAAAGUUCACGGCUUAGGAGUUAGGAGGGACAUCACAUCACCCAUGCCAUGCCCCCCACUUUCUCACUCUCUCCCUACAAGGCUUUGAAUUUUGGAGCUCUAGCGUUUGGAAAGUUGUCGAAAUUUGAACUGAAAUUUCCUAGCAAGUGUAGUAUUAGGCAGAUUCGAAUGGCGGCAAAGACCCAUGAAUCUGUCUUAAGUGGUAGCAACAGUGAGACAAAAAGAGGUGCCUUGAUUGUUCUAGAAGGCUUGGAUCGUAGUGGGAAGACUUCACAGUCUAGUAAACUACUCACAUACUUGGAGGGUUUGGGGCAUUCAGCUGAAUUAUGGCGGUUUCCCGACAGAAGUACGAAUGUUGGGCAAAUGAUAUCUAUGUACCUCUCCAACAAAUCACAAUUGGAUGAUCACACUAUCCAUCUCCUAUUUAGUGCAAACCGUUGGGAGAAGAGAUCGUUGAUGGAAACUAAAUUAAAAACUGGAACAACGCUCAUUGUCGACCGUUAUUCGUACUCUGGGGUUGCUUUCUCCUCUGCCAAAGGACUUGACCUUGAAUGGUGUAAGGCACCAGAGAUUGGGUUGCUAUCUCCAGAUCUGGUACUUUACCUUGACAUACAACCAGAGGUAAUGAAGAAAGUGGGAGGGGAAAGAAUAAAAAAAGAUGGAUCAUGUAUCCUUUUAUGCUGGGAAUUCAUGAACCAAAAUAACUGAUUCUAAUGGUUCUGUGAAAUUGGGUAACCAUCCAUUGAGCCACUGAUAAUUUUUUCUUACAGCAAGAGUUUUGUUUGGGGUGUGGGGUGAGUGGAUGGAACCUAGGUUCUCCCUAUGGGGAGAACUGGACAGUGCCACUAGUGGCACUUGGUGAGCCACUUGGUGAGCCACUUAUAAUUUGUUAAAGAUUGAUUUUGCAUUUGUAAGAUGUUGUAGGCAAGGGUGAGUGAAUGUAACUAAUAAAUCAUAGGUUUAUAUCAAGAUAGCACUUAGUGUGCCUUAGCAAUUAUAGAGUAUAUUAGUUCUUUGAAUGAAAUAAUAGAAAUUGCAUUAGGGUAUAAUACUGGUGGAGGAUGAACCUGAUGUGUGCGCACACACAAUGUACACAUUGCAUAUACCAUAUCCUUCUAAAGUGCACAUGCACACACACACCCACACAUGGACUUAUAUACCUCUAGGACUGAGAUGUCUUUUCAAAUACUUCAGAAAGCUGCAGAGAGAGGAGGAUAUGGA